CUAUAACCAAGAGCAAAGGUCCUACGGACCGCUCUGACAGGUACUGACAAAUAGAACGGUACUUGACUGCAAGAACGAACCUUGGUGCAGCUUAGUCGCAUCUACAAAUGGGGAAAGUGCUUUAGUAUGGAAGUUUUUAUGGCACGAACCGGCACUUCUGACAGUUGCAUAUGAUUUAUCAUCCUUGACAUCUGCCUUUUUUUGAAGAAUGUAUUCAAUCCACAGGAACUCGUAUCUGCACAAUUAUUAUAAAGAUGUGAACCCAAGACUGAUCAAUCGUUCUGUUCAAAGAGCGAUUGAUUUUCUCGAUUGCAAUGACCGAACGUUGGUUCAGCCUGAACCAUUGCCUUCUGAGCAGCCUGGUGCAAGUGAGGAAGCGCUGCCAUAUGUUUGUGAGGAGGAUGUACCGUACCUAGGAGAUAUUACGGAGGAUGGAUAUCCUGAGGCCAUGCCGACUGAGUUGCAGCCACAAGUAUCAAUUGAGAAGCCAGCUUCUUCUAGACCAACCACGCAUGAAGUGGCAUUCCGCCAAGUCAAACGAGCGUUCCCAGCGCUAAUAGACGAGCAUGAUUUGGAACCCCCUCUCAACCGUAUGACCUCCGAGCAACCAAACAUACCAGUGCAAUAUGUGGAUGCCACAAGGCGACCACUGGGAUUUGGCUGUGUGGCAAUGCGAAAACUCAGGAGAGAACUUCAUCACAAACAUGAAGAAGUCGUUAUUGCAGCCAUUGAGAGUAUUUGUGAUAUUGUGCACGACCCAGAAAGAGGUUACGAAGCGAUAAACCUAAAAAUUGUGAAUCGUCUGGUAGACAUGAUUGCUCACGAGAACGCGGCAAUCCGGGAAAAAACAUGUAAAACUUUAACUGUAUUGGCUGGUUUGGCAGCGGGAAAGGAGGCUAUAGUGGAUAACCCAUUCUUGCUAGAAAACAUAGCAAUUUGCGUUGAGGAUUCACAUCCAGAAGUACGGAUGCACGCAGCUUCCAUGCUGGAAAUGAUUGCCAGGUUUUGGAAAGGGAUGACCGUCCAGAUAGUGUCUUGGACACAGAAAGAAUAAUUACCGAGGUGGAAAAAAGACGUGCUCUUUACAACAAGCAACCGAAAGAGUAUACUGACCGGAACUUGAAGGAAAAAGUGUAGGGCGAAGUUUGUAUGAAUGUAAUACGCAAUUGGAUGGAAUUAUCUCCAACGGGAAAACAAAAGAAAGGAAAAGAAAUACAGAAAAAGUGGAAGAAUCUGAAGGACUGCUUUGCAGGGGAACUUGCAGCUCAACGAAAAGGGGAAAAUGGUGAACCUGCAAAAAAAAGACGAAAAUACAUUUAUUUCUAUUUGUUUUUAUUUCUGCUUCCAUCCAUGAAUGAUUGACCUACAAGUAGUAACACUGCACCUAUAGAAAAUACUAACGACAAUAUCCAAGAACAGAACACGCCCACUCAAGGUCCUAAUUUACAAGACAACAAUGAAGAUCAACUGAACACUCCAACGCGUCGUCCUAAGAAAACACCAAAAAAAAAUAACGUCCUACGAAAGCUCUCUAAUAAGCAUCCUUCAACAAAAGCAAAACGAAGAUAUCGGCGAGAACACGCAAUUUGCUUUAAUGCUUGUCCCCAUGCUACAAAAACUGAACGACGAACAAAAAUAUUACGCUAAAAUAGAGAUUGUAAAUGUAAUGAAAUAUGCCAGGAAUUACUAUGCUCCGCCAGUUGUUCACUAUCCUGACAUGACCCGUAGAGGUAGCUACAAACCGCCUUCGCAGGUACUUCCAUUCUCCAACUGUCAGCCAUCGGGACACCUGCAAACCAUUUCGCAGCCACCAGAAGAUUCACAAACCGUUUCGCAGCCAUCAAGACAUCCACAAACAACCGUUUCGCAUAAUUCAAAAUGUUCUAUGAAGAGUUACUAUUCGCAAUUUUCAGAUAGUAUACUAUCUCCCACGGCAGGUUCCUCCUCAUGUGACUACUCUAUGACAUUAUCUCAGACAUUAUCACCUGCACGCUCUGAUUCUAAUAAUGAGUUGUUUGAGUUGUCAAAUCAAU
Molecule: messenger RNA, 2033 nt
Organism: Acanthoscelides obtectus
Lineage: Eukaryota; Metazoa; Arthropoda; Insecta; Coleoptera; Chrysomelidae
Source: the annotation of a GenBank genome assembly